AUGUCCAUACGCAACCCAGACAUGCUAAGCGAUGAAUAUUGUAUUCCCUGGAACUCUCCUGGAUACAACAUAAAUAGACUCGUUGUAGGAUGUCUAUCGGUUUCACUUUCUUCUCCUUUGUCUUCCCUUCGCACAGGUCUUUUUCUUUCCACACAUCGCUGUUAUCAUAAUUCAUACUAUAGCGAGCGCUGCUGGAAUCAUACAAGAUUACAACAAUGCAGAACUGAUAGAUACUCGAGAAAAGACACGUAUUCUAUUGGCAAAGGAGCAAACACGGCACAUCAAAGGCCUCGUUUUUCUUUUUCUACAGUGGAACUGAAUACACCCUGUUUCGCAACUGGGUUUCCGAAGCAGAUAUCUUCCCAAGUGGGUGGACGUGUACUCAGACACGAGUGAGUGGACGGUGGGAUUGAUUUGUUUCUCAUUCUGAUCCAUGUGUUCUCACUUUCCCGCGUAUUUGCUAUAUACCCGCUCUUUUGGACAAU
Messenger RNA from Periconia digitata, 485 nucleotides. NCBI's taxonomy places the organism in Eukaryota, Fungi, Ascomycota, Dothideomycetes, Pleosporales, Periconiaceae. The record is from the annotation of a GenBank genome assembly.